Messenger RNA from Lachancea fermentati, 1239 nucleotides. NCBI's taxonomy places the organism in Eukaryota, Fungi, Ascomycota, Saccharomycetes, Saccharomycetales, Saccharomycetaceae. The record is from the annotation of a GenBank genome assembly.
AUGCCUAGAAAAUUUUUGGGUGAACAUAUCAACUUACAUAGCGAUUUCCUUCGUCCUGCUUCCUUCACGUUAACAGACCUAGAUUUACUGCAGAUUCCAGAUACACCUGACUUUGAUGACCAUGGUAGUGGGCAGGAGCAAGAAGAUGUACAGGAUACCAAAAAUUUGAAAGGAAAGAGGAUAUCUCGCCAAUUUGGAGGGACAAUAAAACUCAAGAAAAGAUUGAGUUCAGUGCCCGAUUUGUUCUUGCGCGACUUGGAUCAUUUGCAGAAAAAUGUAGGAAUUAAGUUGAGCAGAAGACCACCACCGGUCCUGGUGGAGCAAUCACGCUCACCAUUACCAUCAGUUUCAGAAAGAACCGAGGUCUCCGCAGACAACUCUUCAACUAAGAGACAAUUACACCCUUCUAUCGCAAGGGCUUCAAACAAGUAUAUCCCCUCCCCACUUUCGAAACCACCUUCUUUUAAUUUCUCUCAUAAUUACAUGGUGUAUCCCUUAGUGGAGCAGGUUGAUUCACAUCAAAGGGCGGAUUUGAUGGAAAAUCUACAGUCGAACGGAAUGGUGUCUAGUCAGAAGCUGACUGAGCAGCAUUCUCACCACAAAUCAGAAGGCGAAAUAAUUUACGAUCAAAUUCUUAAAGCAUACAUGUCUCUGCCGGAAAAGGAAAGACCAUCUUCUUCGUUGUUGAAGAACGAACUGGAACGAUCGAUUGGUCGCCAUUUCGAGCCUAAUGGUUCGCUUAGCGCUUUCAAACGGACCAAGUGCUCAAGGGGUUUUGGAUCUUUCCCGCAAAGAGGUUGUUUCACAGACAAGAAUAUAGAUGCCAAGGCCACCUAUCCAGGUGAAAAAGAGCUUAAUGAAAUUCUCCCAGAUGCAGAGUAUUCUAACUCCAGUGGUUCUGAGCCAUUCAGUUCCGGUGAAGAAUUUUCGGAUCUCUGUAGUAUAGUCAGCAGUCUCGUUCAAAGUUCCCCCCAGAAAAGUAGCGACGAUGAUGAAGUUUACUAUUCCGCAAAUGAGUCGUGUUCGCGUCUUCAAUUACAAAAAUCAAACACAGAUGAAGAAAAAAUAUCGAUACGUCGUCUAAAUAUGGUACGCAUUUCUCCUCGUUUGAUUCAAAUUGAUGAUAUGGUAUCUGUGCUUGAGGAGGAAGACAACGAUAGAUUGGAGAUUCAAAGCGAAAUCGAUGACCUAAUAAUCGCUGACAAUUCUAGCAGUGUUUAUGAAACCGAACAGGAAUAG